Messenger RNA from Dichomitus squalens LYAD-421 SS1, 1011 nucleotides. RefSeq lists its product as uncharacterized. Bases 1 to 1011 code for a protein of 336 amino acids. NCBI's taxonomy places the organism in Eukaryota, Fungi, Basidiomycota, Agaricomycetes, Polyporales, Polyporaceae. The record is from RefSeq and is a predicted model, not a curated record. The transcript has 4 exons.
AUGCCUCCACAACCAGGAGUCUUCGCCGUAUCCCAUAGCUCAACUCACAAAGUCCGCUCAGGACAGGCCGUUGAAGUGGCCUCGGCCAACACACUCCACUACGAACAGAUUGCGGGCCCUAGCUCCAGACCGCACGGUGCUCCGGGAGAGGAUCCUAAGAAAGACAAGAGGAGGAAGGAGGUAGUGGGCAAGAUCACCAAGGAGAUGGCUGAGCGGAGAGAAGAUAUCGGCCGCCAUUACGCGGAGACCAUAUCAGACCUACACAGUCUCUCCAUCCAGCUCGCUACGCGUCCUGAGACCUCUCCGCAAUACCAGCUCCGUCUGUACCCCAUCUCCUUGGAGCGCGGCGCGCUCCUCUCCUCCAUUGAGCUCCAGGAGCGACAUGCCCUCUCGGUCGUCCAAACCGCAUACGACGAAGAGCGCGAGCGCGUCGAGGAGGAAUGGAAACGCGGACGCGACCGCAUCCGCGAACGCAUGCUCGAGGGCAUCGAAGAUCGCCGGCGUCGCGCGCGCGAGGAAAAAGACGGCGAGGGCACGGUCGCCGACGGCGGCGUCGACUCGCAGUCGCGCCCGCACAUCACGCGCAAGCUGCGAAACAAGAUGGGAGGUGGCACCUCCCCACCACCGACGCCCAUCCCCGGCGGACACCCUGGGCUGGGAAUCGGCGCGGGCGCGGGCGCCGCCACAGGGCCCGUCACGACCGGCCCGUUGCUGAACCCCCAUUCGCUCUCGGUCGACGAGCUGCCCUCCUUGUUCCCACUCCCGCUGAUAUCCGGACAGGUGAGCGGUUCGCAGAGCUACGGGUACGGCACGGGCGCGGGUGGGGCUGGGAACGGGAGGCGGAGGGCAAAGGGUGGCGGGCGCGAAGCCCACGCCCCGGGUACGCUUGGGAAAGCCUUGGGGGCGCUUUCCGUCCUCAAGGAACCCGAGUGCGAGGCGGACCUUGGGGAGAUCCGACGGGGGAACAAAAGGCGCAGGGCGGCCGCUGGGAGUCUUGCCGGGAAGGCGUGA